AUGGCCCCCUCUGCUGUGGAAACCGAGACGGUCACGGUGCCGGAUGUGUCCAAGCUGAAGCUGCAGGCGGCGUACUCGGGCCCGUACAAGGAGCUGGCCGUGGCGCGGUUUGAUGCCGAGGCGGAAGCUGGGCUGAAAGGGCAUAAGGCGGCUAAGUACCCCAACUACCUCCCAACCUGGGACCGCAACGAAAAAUACGCCCCCCUCGAACCCUUCGAGCACUACGAGCACGGCAAAGACGCCGACACCACGUUCCCGAACCUGCUGCCCAAGGACCAGGUCACGGUUAAGCAGCUGACGCCGACGAUCGGCACCGAGGUGCGCGGCAUCCAGCUGUCCAGCCUCAACGACGCGGGCAAGGACGAGCUGGCGCGGUUUGUCGCAGAGCGCAAGGUGGUGGCGUUUCGGGACCAGGACUUUGCGGACUUGCCGAUUGAGAAGGCGUUGGAGUUUGGGGGGUAUUUUGGGCGCCACCACAUCCACCCCACCUCGGGCGCACCCGCCGGCUUCCCCGAAAUCCACCUCGUCCACCGGGGCGCCGGCGACAAGAGCGCCGAAAACUUCUACGAAAACCGCACCUCCUCCGUAGCGUGGCACUCCGACGUAUCCUACGAGCAGCAACCCCCCGGCACCACCUUCCUGUACGUGCUGGACCGGCCCGAGACGGGCGGUGACACGCUGUUUGUCGACGCGGCCGAGGCCUACCGCCGGCUGAGCCCGCUGUUCCAGGAGCGCCUGCACGGCCUCAAGGCGAAUCACUCGGCUGUGGAGCAGGCGAAUAAUAGUUUGGGCCGGGGCGGGAUUAAGAGGCGCGAGCCGGUAAUUAAUGAGCAUCCGAUUAUUCGCACGCAUCCGGCUACGGGCGAGAAGGCGAUUUAUGUGAAUCCUCAGUUCACCCGCAACAUCGUCGGCCUCAAACGCGAAGAGUCCGACGCGCUGCUCAAGUUCCUGUACGACCACCUGGCGUACGGUGCCGACUUCCAGGCGCGUGUCAAAUGGGAGGAGCGCACCGUCGUCGUCUGGGACAACCGUGUCACGCAGCACUCGGCCAUCCUCGACUGGUCUGAUGGCCAGCGCCGCCAUUUGGCGCGUAUCACGCCGCAGGCCGAGAGGCCGGCUGAGACGCCUUUCUCGGCAUAG
Molecule: messenger RNA, 1140 nt
Organism: Dichotomopilus funicola
Lineage: Eukaryota; Fungi; Ascomycota; Sordariomycetes; Sordariales; Chaetomiaceae
Exons: 4
Coding region: 1-1140 (379 amino acids)
Cellular component (GO): cytoplasm
Molecular function (GO): 2-oxoglutarate-dependent dioxygenase activity
Source: RefSeq, a predicted model, not a curated record